CCUAACUAUCUUCAGUUUACCCCUUUGAAUUAAGUAAAGGAAAAACACAAUUUGUAAUCUACCUGCUAUUGCCUACAACAUUGUGUCUUUCACUCAGAUGUGCGUCUCUAACCCGGGUAUGCCUUUUUGAACCAUUUUCUUGGUUGCCCUCAGUAUGAUUACCAAUCAAGGUUCAAACCCGAAACCUUUUGUGAGGACAUCAAAACACAUGAUCUCUAGCUAGCCCACCUUAAUUAGUGAUGGCUAUCACUUACCCUUUUUAGACUUGUGUUUUUUCCAGAGAUCAUGGCUGGGGAAUGGGUGUCAAGAGAAGUUGCUAAUGUGAAACAAGGAACUAUACAAAUCAUUGUCCAAAGUCUUGUUGACCGUGUCAAAAAGCCAAGAGAUAGCGAUACAAUUUCAUCAAUUUAUAUAGCUCCUAGUCGGAUUAGAGAUCUCAAUCAUAGGUUGUUCACUCCUAGGGUGGUCUCUAUUGGACCUUUGCACAAAGAAAAAAUGAAUUUGAGAUCAAUGGAAGCACGAAAAGCGGCUUAUUUAAGUGAUCUAUUGUCUGAGGUAGGCUCCAUAGAGGAAACAUUGAACAAAUGUGUGCAAAAGGUGCACGAUAAAAUAGAAAGAAUCAAAGCAUGUUAUGAUGGAAUGAAGACGGCAUAUAAUGAUGUUGAAUUAGUUCAAAUGAUGGUCAUGGAUGCUUGUUUCAUACUUCAGUUCAUUUCUAAGCUCUCUGGAUCUGGUAACAUACUUUCAGAUAACCGUUUGCGCAGCAGGUCCAUUGCGUUGGACUUGGUGUUGCUAGAAAACCAGAUCCCCUUUUUUGUUCUCAAGGACAUCUAUGAGAUCAUUACUGUCAAGAAAGUACAAUCAAGAACCCCUCUAAUUACCAUGCUUUGUAAUUUACUAGCACAUAUCAACCCCUUUAAAGAGUGCAUAAAAAUGGACAAUCUUGGCCUCGAAACAACUCAUGAUCACAUUCUUGGCCUUUUGCACAAAGUUUACCUACCCCAAAAUCCCAACGUACCAAAAAUAUCAGUACUUCCAACAGCCCACUCAGCCGUAGAAUUGGACAAAAUUGGGGUGAAGUUUAGACCUAAAGAUGAAAAGAUUUGGGCAUUGGCUAUGGAGUUUCAAGCGUCUUCACAUAAGCCUACACUUAGAAUGCCUGUUGUGGUUAUUGACAAUUUCUUUGAAGUAGUUGUGAAGAACCUCAUUGUAUAUGAGCAAUACGGUCCAGUUCACAAUUAUGUAACAUCGUAUGCCAUGGCACUUGAUAUGCUAGUUGCUAGCCCGGCAGACAUAGCCAAGUUGGGAGAAUCAGAUGUCCUUGUCAACCACUUAGGUUCAAAUGAAAAGGCUUCAGAUACGAUAAAAAACAUAUGCAAAGAUGUUACCUUUCUCGAUUUCUAUUACAUUGAUUCGUGGAAAAAGAUGGAUAUCUACUACAAAAGUUAUUGGUCCAAAUGUAUCGGGGUGUUGAAGCAAAGAUACUUCAGUAGUCCAUUGAAAGCAGUUGGCCUACUUGCUGGGAUAAUAAUAUUUAUCGUUACGGUUGCUCAGUUCCCUUUCCAAAUUAAGCAAAGCUAAUCGUUUUUCUUAACUGGAUACUACCGCUCAAGUUUGUAUAGUUUGUUUUUCGCAAUCACAUCAUUUUCGCCCUCAAUUAGUGUUUGAGGUGGGUUUUGGUGCUCAAGUGUUCUCUUUAAGCAGUCUCUGUAUAUUCUACAUAUGGUUUUCCUCUAUGUGGUUAUGUACAUGUUUA
Molecule: messenger RNA, 1756 nt
Organism: Erigeron canadensis
Lineage: Eukaryota; Viridiplantae; Streptophyta; Magnoliopsida; Asterales; Asteraceae
Product: UPF0481 protein At3g47200-like
Exons: 1
Coding region: 286-1581 (431 amino acids)
Source: RefSeq, a predicted model, not a curated record